GCUUCCUCCGCGGCGCAGCUUCUCUCGGCAAGCGGCGCGCUGGGCCGUGGGGGGCUCCUCCGCAUCCCGACGCCGGGGCCCCGGCCGUUCCGCAGCCUCCCCGUGGGCCUGCUGCGCCGCCCGCCAUGAAGCUACCGGUCUACCGGUGCCACAAUACCACCUCGGUGGAGAAGGGCAACUCGGCGACGAUGGGCGGGGUGCUCUUCAGCGCGGGCCUCUUGGGCAACCUGCUGGCCCUGGGGCUGCUGGCGCGCUCUGGGCUGGGGUCGUGUCCGCCGCGCCCGCCGCGCCCACCGCGCGCACCGCCUUCGGUCUUCUAUGUGCUGGUGUGCGGCCUGACGGUCACCGACUUGCUGGGCAAGUCCCUCGUGAGCCCCUUCGUGCUGGCCGCCUACGCGCAGAACCGAAGCCUGCAGGCGCUCGUGCCUGCAUCGGGCAGCUCGCUGUGCCAAGCCUUCGCCUUCAUCAUGUCCUUCUUCGGGCUCGCCUCGACGCUGCAGCUCCUGGCCAUGGCCCUGGAGUGCUGGCUUUCCCUGGGGCACCCCUUCUUCUACCGACGGCACAUCACCCCGCGCCGGGGCGCGCUAGUGGCACCCGUCGUGGGCGCCUUCUGCCUGGCUUUCUGCGCGCUGCCCUUCGCGGGCUUCGGGAAGUUCGUGCAGUACUGCCCUGGCACCUGGUGCUUCAUCCAAAUGGUCCACGAGGAGCGCUCGUUGUCGGUGCUGAGCUACUCGGUGCUCUACGCCAGCCUCUUGGCGCUGCUGGUUCUCGCCAUCGUGCUGUGCAACCUGAGCGCCAUGCGCAACCUCUACGCGAUGCACCGCCGGCUUAGGAGGCUCCCGCGCUCGGGUCCCAGGGACCGCGCGGAGCCUGGCGCCCGAGAGAAGGAGGCGACCUCGCAGCCCCUGGAGGAGCUGGAUCAUCUCCUGCUGUUGGCCCUCAUGACCGUGCUCUUCACCAUGUGCUCCCUGCCUUUAGUUUAUCGUGCUUACUAUGGAGCAUUUAAAACUGUCCGUGAGAAAAAUGCAACUGCUGAAGAAGCUGAAGACCUCCUAGCCUUGCGCUUUCUGUCUGUGAUCUCAAUUGUGGACCCAUGGAUUUUUAUCAUUUUCAGAACGUCAGUAUUUCGAAUGCUUUUCCACAAGAUUUUCAUAAGGCCUCUUCUGUAUAGAAAUUGCCACAGGGAUUCUUGCCAAGGUAAUGUGGAAUCCAGUCUGUGACAGUGUUUUACUCUCUCUGGGAAGCUCAGGAAUAUAUCGCAUCUUCUGGCAAAGAAUUGUGAUAAAAAAAAAUCUUGCAGUUUAUAUCCUUAAAAGUUGUAUCAUAACAAGAUGCCUAAAUGUAUUUUCAAAAGUAUUUGAUUGACCUUAGUGAGUUGUCACUCUAUAUUCAUGAACCAAUUCAGUGGAUUUUGAGUUAUUGAUAGCAACUGCAAUUUCAUAUACUAUAAACAAUGUUAAAAAUCUUAACACAAUGCUUUAAUUGUUCCAAUAUUUGCAUUUGGUGUCCCUAAUUUUUUAGAGAGGUCUUGAGAUGUCUGGGUCUUUACUUAAAUCCAGUAGAAACACCACCAUUUACAACUAUGUGAUGGGUGUUCUUAAAAUUUCUUACACUCUUCAUUUCUAGGGAACCUCAUUUGUUUAUUUUGUAUCACAGUUGCCCCCAUUUAAGUCUUUUCUUUGCCCACUGGUGCAGGUAUAGCCUGAAUUAUAGCUGCUCCUCCAAGAAGGGAAGUGGGAAAUAUAACCAGGUCCGGUGUUUGGAGGGUCUGUCUCCCUAGCCAUUCUCUGAGAGAAUGCUCACUGCCUUGUGUGAAGAGGUGAAGCUAUAAAUAAGUAAACACAGGGCAAGAUGUGACCUAUGGCCUACAACCCUGAGAAGAAAAAAUUAUUUUUAUCAUUUGAAGUCCAACUUCUUGUGAUUUGAGGUAGGGGUGUCAGUAGGAAUGAAAAUUUGGGAGUGAGCUACUAAAUGUUUCACUUUUUGGAAACUCCAUUUUAUAGAUUUAUCAUAUCUAUGGAUUCUUUGCUGGGGGAGGGACUUAUGGUUCUUUGAUAAACAGUGAUGUAUGAAUUCCCAGAGAGCCGUUUUACUGCUUAUGCCUGUGAUCCAGCCUGUCAUUCAGCACAGCAACAGGCCCACUCGGGACUCAGUCAGCCUCAGCUGGGAGCGAUGGCAAUGACCUUCACGUCUACCUGUCCACAGCCAUGUUCUGCUCUUGGUGGCGACAGUAAGAUCUUAUUGAGGCUCCAGAGAGCCAGGCCUUCAAACUAGAACAGAAUGUAGCUCAGAUGGAGCACAACCAAGCACUUUAAUUGCACAUUUAAGUGUUUACAAAGGUUAGUAACACUAUGACCAAAAGGGAAAAGUGGGGAAAACACGGCUGCAGCUGUUAAACCAAUUAAGAGGCUGUAGACCCAGCUUGCAGGUAAGAACACUCACCUUCGGUGACAAGAACAUAUAGGGGUGUCAGAGGGGUUUCAACAUCUCUGGAGUCCCCUUGUACCCGACACACUCGGACUCGGAGCUAGAAAGCUGGCUACAUUUGAGUAGCCCGAGACCCUCAUUCAGCCAUCCCUUUCAAAGACCGGAGUGUUUGCCUUAUAUCCAGCUUAGCAGUAGACCCAUUUUUCACUCUGGUUUAUCUUAGAGGUGGUAUAACUUGGAUCUAUAUGUGUAUUUUUUGUUUGUAGCAAAACUGUGAAAUGGCCAGGUUAGGAAUACAUGAAUUAUAAUUUGAGAGUGUGUCGUGAUGGAAAAUGCACUUGUUUUCAAGUUUAACUCUCAUUUGUAUAUUUAAUGUGUAAGUACAUUUGUAUUUUAUUGUCAGAGGAAUUGCAUCUUUUUGCGCUCCCCUUUUGGAAGGUGUGUUAUGAUAAUUGUCAAGAUCAUUUCAAAGUUCCCAGACAAAUCAAUAAACACAAUUUUAUAAUA
Messenger RNA from Camelus dromedarius (Arabian camel), 2934 nucleotides. RefSeq names its product prostaglandin D2 receptor (gene PTGDR). Gene Ontology annotation, molecular function: prostaglandin D receptor activity. The transcript is spliced from 2 exons. NCBI's taxonomy places the organism in Eukaryota, Metazoa, Chordata, Mammalia, Artiodactyla, Camelidae. Gene Ontology annotation, cellular component: plasma membrane. The record is from RefSeq and is a predicted model, not a curated record. The coding region runs from base 126 to 1220 and encodes 364 amino acids. Gene Ontology annotation, biological process: G protein-coupled receptor signaling pathway; inflammatory response; positive regulation of cytosolic calcium ion concentration.